CAUUCGGUCAAAUACGUAGGUAAUGGACGUUUCACUUUCCAAUAUUAUUUUUAAAACACAAUGCGUCAUAUUUUUUGUGCAAAAGUAUUCUUUUUCUGUUGUUUUUGUACCAUAGUAUUAUUCAUUUUUAAUGUGUUAGUGACAAAAGAAGAAAAAUAUGAAUAUCUCAGCAUAUCAGCUGAGAUAGAAGCCAAACAAGAUAUUUCGAACCGAAAUAUCGAUGAAUAUCUAAAAGAUCCUAAUAUAAAGUACUUAUUGGAGUGGACGUCACCGAUCACAGAACCUUUUAUAUUUUUAGACAUUGGCCAAAAAGGAUUCAUAAGGCGACGCUGUCACUACACCAACUGCUUUGUUACAGCCAACAGAUCAUUAUUAGGCGAUAUCAGACAGUUCGAUGUAAUCUUAUUCCACGGACCGGAAAUCAAUCGGAAUUUUAAAAAUUUGCCCGUCGUCAGGUCGAGGCGCCAGAAAUUCGUUUACGCUUCUAUGGAAUCAUCUCAUUACUACCCACUUUGCUCAAACAAAAUGGACAAUUAUUACAACUGGACAUGGACAUUCCGUCUGGAUUCGGACGCAAGAUGGGGUUACAUACUCGUUAAAGAUAGAAACGGCACAGUUAUUGGGCCCAACAAAGUAAUGCAUUGGAUGAAAUUAGAAGAAAUGCAACCAGUAGAACCGGCAUUUAAAGAAAAGUUGAAAAGUAAAAAAAAAGCAGCCGCGUGGUUUGUCUCCAAUUGCAAUGAUAUAUCAGGACGAAAGCAAUUUGGAGAUGCAUUGAAAAUGGAACUUAAAAAUUAUAAACUUGAAUUAGAUGUUUAUGGAAAGUGCGGGUCGUUAUCAUGCUCUCUUGAAGACGAAAACGAAUGUGAACGAAAGAUAGAUGAAGUGUAUUAUUUCUACUUGGCCUUUGAAAAUUCGUUCAGUGAAGAUUAUGUGACAGAAAAACUACUACACGCUUUGAAAAAUAAUGCAGUACCUGUCGUUUACGGUGGCGCCAAUUAUUCGAGGUUCAUGCCAGAAGGAAUCUACUUAAACGCGAGGGAUUUAGGAGUAAAAAAGUUGGCGGCCAAAAUGAAUGAACUCAUUCAAGAUCCAGAUAAAUACGCGGAAUACUUCAGAUGGAAGAAUCACUAUUCGUUCCAUUCCAGAAAUGAAGAUGAUAGUGUGCACAAUGAGUACUGUGAAUUCUGUGCACUAUUGAACGACGAAACAAGAAUGAAUGAAGUUACAAUAGUUGAAAAAUUUAGAGACUGGUGGAAUAAUCCCAAUACUUGUCGAUAGUUUAAUAAGCUUUUCCCAAUGUCAGGAACAUAAAAACUCUUUGUGCGCAAGAUUGUUCAUUAACAUAUAAUACAACAAAAAACAAUUUUACUCUGGAUCUGUGCGGUGGGGAUGAUGAUGAUGAUUGAUGGUGAUUGUAAUAUACUGGAAAAAGUCUGCGGUUUCACUUGCGUUAAUUUUGUGAAAAGGUUUUAGUGAGUCAAACUUAAAAGUUGGACAUAAUUAUGCUGUUGCGGAUUUUUUUAUACUUAGAACUUUUAAAGGGACAAAAUACCGUGAAAAUGUUUUUGUGUAACUUUAACUUUUUCGCAGCGCACGCAAUGGAAACUCUCAAAUGAAAAAAAAACAUAUAUGUGUAUAUCUCGUUUUUGCAAACAUGUUUCGUCGAUGCUCCGCUCCUUCUAGUGGUAGCGUCAGUUGAUAUAGUUUAUAGUCUUCCUCGAUAAAUGCACUAUUUAACUCAAAGAUACACUGACCCGCAAAACUAAGUAUCACAUUUUGAUUUUUAUUUUCUAUCCUGUAUAAGUUAGAUAUUUUAAAUAAAAAACGUUUUAUAGCAAACUGUUGUAGAAAAAAAAACUUUUUUAGAGUCCUUUAUUUCGAAAGUCUAUCUUGUGUACUUAAAAAAAAUGCAAUUUAAGAGGGUGAAACUUAGUUUAGCAGGCCAGUGUGUUUUUUCAAAUCGGACCCAUAGUUCCUAAGAUUAGCGCUUUCAACCGACUCUUCAGCUUUAUAAUAUUAAGAAUAGAUAAGUAAGCGCACAAGAUCUGUUAUAAGUAGUGUGAUGUCAUCUCACUUUUGUUAUAAAAUAUAUUAAUUUAUUUAAUAAAAGGGCAGCUAACAGAUGGAGAACACCAAAAUUAAAAGUAUAAAUAAUUUAUUCUUCCUCAUUCAUUACAGGCUCCGAAACGUCGGGAAUAAUGAAAAAUUGAAUAAAUCUUGCUUUUUACCAAUUAAAAGCUGUUUUAUAUCGGUGUGCGUGAAAAUAUAACAAAGACAAGUAAAGAUGCAAUUCAUGCAAUUUAUGAACUUGUUUUGAAGAAACGCCCAGCUUCACACAUUAGUGUCAGGCACAUAGUUUACGAUGUAUCAAAUCUGGAUGAUAACUUAUUAUAUUAAAACUACUUAUAGAGAAACAUAAAAUAAAAAAAUUACAUUUUUUAAAAUAUAAUUAUAAUAAUAGCUACUAGAUGAUUUGGCGUAAAGUUGUCUAUUUACAGUUAAGUUCGUUGGCACAAACUUAAUUGUAGAAGUAAAUAUGUAUAAGUAAUAUUAAUAUAAGUAAAUUUACUUAUGUUCAUAUUAUUAGAAGUAAAUGCUAUUAUAGAAAUGACCACUGUUGGCAUUAGCUUUGUCAAAUGCCGUUUAAGCCCUAAUAAAAAAAAACUGGACUGAUGCAAGUGGAAAUCGCCCUCCGUGAGGUUCCGUACAAAUUUUGUGUUAUAAGUGUGAUUAUAAGUUGUACUAACAGAUCAUACUUAAAUUUCGGUACCUUUCGGUAAAGAGAAAAAUUAUUUACUCUCCAUUUUUUGGCAUUAGCCGAAAACUAUACACCAUGAAAAUUUUAAAAAUCUGUUAAAGCUUGUGCUAAAAAAGCUCUUUUAUACGAUAACCCACAUGACUCGGUUCACUUAUUUUAAAAAUUCCAUACAUAAAGAACCUGUUUUUAUGUGAUUUAUGAAAAUUUUACGACUUUCAGAAUUUUAUUUUCUGUAAAAAUAAAAUAAUAAAAUAUGAUUUAAAAAAUCUACUACAAGAUUUGGUUAUCCAUACAACUAUGAGCGCGCAUAACGUUUCUUUUGAUUGUUCGAAUGUUGUCGUAUAUAUACCUUACUUUAUUUUCUUUAAAUAUCUAAUCUAUAAAUAAUUAAAAACUAUGCAAGGAAGUGACAUGGUUAUUAAUCUUUUAUAAAAUAAUAAUAGUAAUUAACUCUGUUGCUCCUAAAUAUUGCUAAAGGGACAUUGCUGCAGUGCAUGCAUAUUGCAAGAUACUUAAAAUUAUUGUUGAUAUUUAGAGUAAAAUGAAUCGAAUUAUCAAAUCGAAUUAGUCUAAAAAAGAAACCGGUAGGUAAAUUAAGUACAUAUUUUAAAAAUAUACUGUAUGGGUUCAAAGGAAUGUUUAAUAAUAAUUAUGUGUUGUAUUUGAUGAAUUCAAAAUGAUAUUCGAAUUUUCGAAUUCAUGAAUUUCGAACAUGCAAAUUGUAACUACAUUUUGUAGAAAUUAUAUAUUGUCGUAUGUAAAAGAGGGAAAAUGGGAUUUAUAUUCGGUUCAGUACGUUGUACGCAAGAGAACAAGAAUGGAAUGGAAAUAUUUUACUAUAUUUAUAUUAUUAUACUUUAUUUACUAAUUGAUGGUACGGAACCUCCUUUCAUACGAGCAAGUGUUAUUUCAGCUAAUAAGGUACCGGGAUAAGACUCUCGGUUACAGCAAUAAACUAUUGGAAUACAAGGACCGUAGCGUGGGAAUUCAAAUCAAAGAUGGCGGAUUUUAGUACAUGCAAUUUUUAUUAACUACUCUCGCGGAUUACAUGGCGGCGGCCCGCAGCGAAACAAUUGUUCUUAAAAUAUACUACCGAUGAUGGUAAGUAAUGAUAUAUUGACCCCUAAAAGUCAUUAAAGUCCAGAUGGGACACGUGGCGAUGGGGAAUGACCCGCGUGCACUCGCGAAAAAAAAACUAAAAGGGAAACUACGUGAGCUCACGGUUUGACACAAAUCACUGGUGGUACCACGUUCACUCGUUGGGCGAAGCGACGAUGACGGUGAUGCCUCAGGACACCAACCCUUGACGUCACAGCGAGCUGCACCCUUUUUUUUUUUUUUUUUUACGCAGGUAAAAAAUCUUUUUACAGACGACGGCGCCUUUAAGAGGCACACCGCCGAACGGACC
Molecule: messenger RNA, 4169 nt
Organism: Chilo suppressalis (striped riceborer)
Lineage: Eukaryota; Metazoa; Arthropoda; Insecta; Lepidoptera; Crambidae
Source: the annotation of a GenBank genome assembly